AGGGCAGGUGAUACUAGGCAACGGACGUUGAGCAAGGAGGACCCAGAGCUCACACUGAACACAGACUCUGAGCACACACCCACCGACACACACAAACAUACACACCUGUGACUCCAGCAGAGUAUUCAGACCAGUGCAGAGGAGGACUUUGGAAGAAACACUAUUACAAACCCCUCAUUUCCUGCUGGCCUCUCGGAAGACAGCAGAAAAAUGCAUUUUCGAGUGCAAAGGGAGUGAGCUGAGCCAGAGAGAUAAAAAGGGGAUCUUCUUCAUCCAACAGAUAAUUCCGAAGUUAAGAACAGAUCAAGAAAAAGUAAGAAAGAGCAGACAAGUCCGGAGGGGAAUCAACAAAGGAGGGUUAAAUAUUCCUGAAGAUGGAACCACAGAUUUGGCAAAUGCAGGUCGCCCCUCAAAGCUCUCCGGGAGAGCUGAAAAAGACAGUGUCAAUCAUGAGCCAGCCGGAGUGCUCCAUCUGCUACAACACCUACGACAAUGUCUUCAAAACACCCAAGCAGCUGGAAUGCACCCACACAUUCUGCCUGGAGUGCCUCUCCCGCCUCAUGGCAGUGUCGCUGGGUGACCAGGAAGAAUACAGCGGCAGCCCUCGCCUCUUAUGCCCCUUCUGCCGUCACCCGACCACACUGCCUGAGCAGGGACCCCCGGCCCUCACGACCAGCCGAGAGGUCCUUUGCAAGCUGCCCAGCCACCAGCAGCAGGAGGAGCCGGUGUGGCUGGAGGGGGAGAAACUGUGCUACAAAAGCUCCAAGCAAGACGCCGGCUUGGGCUCCUCUGAAAGCCCCUCAGCCUUCUGCAUCUGCAUUGACAUUGGGGCCAGCAAGGCAAUAGAUGCUCCGAUCCAGACGGGGCCCCGGACUUAUGGCCUGCUGGACCGGCUGGCAGACUGGAAAAGGAUGGUGCUCUUCAUGGUGCUCAUCGUGCUACUUAUCGUGGUUGUGUUAUGGCCACUGCAGUGUGUGUUCAGCACUGGGAACAUGCGCUGUAUGCGGGAUCACGUCAUCCCGAACCCCACUACCACAACUACCACCACCUUCAGCCCGUUCACCAAAAGACCGGGUCGGACUCAGUGAACUUUAGACUGACUACUUCACUAUAACCAUACAUAAUAUUGGAUUGGAGCACCAAAAUGCUUUUUUGCCACAUAUUUUAAAGCCACUUUGUAUGUCCUAUUUAGAUGUUGGACUUCUGCAUCCCUAGUGUUUGGUUUCAAAAAUGGGGUGGGAUGAAAGGGAUGAAAAAACACAGACUGAAAUAAUCUUCACUGUAUUUAUCUAUUAUUGUGUCAUUAGCUUGAGUUGAAUUAAAAAGAUGUACCCAUAGCUGCUUUAAUUCUACAAAGAUGGAAAUCACUACAUGUAAACUCAAAGUCUAAAGUGGUGGGAGAUGAUCUCUGACAGGUGACACAAACGUUUACCGUAAUCCAAAUCUACAGAGCGUACUGGAUAUCAGAUGACAGAGCAUGAGUGCGUUGAUAUAAACAGUUGUUUCCAAACCAAACAGUAACAUUAUUUUGAACUUUGAUUUGUAAAUAUAUGAUUCAGUUUACAGUAAGAAAAAAUGAAGGUCACAAAACAGAAAGAUGAAUGUAAACCCAAUGUGCCAACAUCAACUUUAUAAAGUGGGCUUUUCGUCAUGGCCUUGUUUACAGAACAUUGUAAAAAGGGAGACUUUAGCUCGGAUCAUAUUUCUAGGAAACAUUUGAGCCUCCUUAAUUAGAUUAGUAUCAUUUAAUGUGAUUUGGCACUUUGUAAGUUAGUGGUUUAAUCUUUGUGACGCGCAGGUGUAUCACAUUCCCCUAUAAAUAGCACACAGCUCCUGACGUGCUUAAACGCAAAUAAAAAAAAGGUGCCAUUUCCCCGA
Eleginops maclovinus (Patagonian blennie) is the source of this 1878-nucleotide messenger RNA. RefSeq names its product RING finger protein 223. The coding region runs from base 375 to 1088 and encodes 237 amino acids. Gene Ontology annotation, biological process: protein ubiquitination. The transcript has 2 exons. Lineage: Eukaryota; Metazoa; Chordata; Actinopteri; Perciformes; Eleginopidae. The record is from RefSeq and is a predicted model, not a curated record. Gene Ontology annotation, molecular function: ubiquitin protein ligase activity.